AUGUCCACCGGGUCGUUAUAUGUUGGGAAGGCGGCAGGGACAAUGGCUGAGAAGGAGGCCUUCGCAAAGUUAUUUGGAAUUCUAGAAGUAAUACGUCGGGGCGGCAUUUUGGCCUUUGCCGACCCCCAGGUGGCUGAAAUGCAUCGACAUAGUGAGACACUUGCCGCCUUGGCAAUACCGCCGUUUAGCACAACUGUGGGGGAGCUACUUGUGCGGAAAGUGUUUGAGGCCUUCGCGAACAGUAGCCUUGUGGAGUACCAACGAAAUAUGUGUGAUGGGCAUGAGAUUUUGGCGUUGCAGUCGCUACACAAGGCAUACAGUCAAACCUUGCUGCUCCUAAAGAAAUGGUGCAAGAAACUACGCGCGACGGAGUUUGUUUCGGGCUUCACCGUGUCACUGCGUUGCCAUCUGUUGCAACCUGAUCUUCUCACAGGCGAGAAUCCCCCUGGAAAAGAGGUACUGUUACAGUUUCUUCGUCGCCACGGACGUAAGGUGCUUGGUGACGUUGAGGGAAUGGAGGGGCGUGUCACUCUCAUGCGUGGGAGUCAGGGAUACUGUGACAGAGUUCUGGAGUAUCUGCAUGACCUUACGCUAUCAUCAACACCGGACAUCAAGGCGCUGUGGAAAUCUGUCUUGGUUGAAUGCACACGUGAACGUAUUGAGUUGCUUGACGACGAUCUAACCGUUCGUCAGAUAAGAUCUUGCAUGCAAUGGAAAGACAGUGUUGUGGACACCUUUGUUCGAAUGGCGUUAUCUCCAGACCCCAACAACUCGGAUGGACGCACAGAGGUGAAUCGGUGGUGCGAAGAGCUAGAGCAGCUCCUCCUUGUUAGUUACGGUCGCAAGCGGAUCGCAAGUCUUUGGGAUGUGGUGAUGGUGUAUCCUAGCUCAACCCCGACCCUAAAGGAUCUGCGCGUGUGUCUCCGGCGGUGCGCUGACGACACUCUUCAGAACGAAUUAGUACAAACAGCGAAGCAGAUGUUGGCAUCACAGCUUCAUCGAGCUGGCACACGCACGGAUGAAAUUCUCACUACUCUGAUUGGCACCAUACAUUCCCUGUGUGUCUUAUUUUCCAAGAAUGAUCAGGGUUCUGUGAUAUUCACCAUUGUUGAUGACACACUUGAGCACCUCAAAAAACGAAAGGAUUGCGUCUCUGCUGUGGUGCAAGCAAUUACGCAACCGAGUGCGGAUUCUGUUUUAAAUGUGAGUAUGCAGAACUUUUCACCAGACAGUUUUAGUUCGGCUUCCACUGGUGGUGAUGAGGGAAGUGACGAUGACUUGUCGCCCGGUACUAGCCAAUCGUCCUUGUCUAUGCAUGAACGGCCUGAUGUGCUGCGCGUAUUGCUGUCUGCGAUUAGUGUCACCUCACUUGUGGAGGAGUACAUGAAGUUGCUGGCCUCCCAGUUGUUGGGGAAGGAAAUGCACAAUUUUGAUACCACGGCGGAAGAAGAAGUGUUAGAGCGUCUAAAGUGCGCGUUCGGUGAAGAUGUGCUGGCGCCCUGCGUCGUGAUGAUCCGCGACAUUCAGGCAUCGCGUCGCUAUACGCUUCACAUGAAAGAGGCACACCGAGAGGAUGCCGCGGAGGCGGCAACCCAACAGCGAGGGAGGCAAUGGCCGUUGAGUCUCAACAUUCUCUCCACCACGUCAUGGCCAAAGUUGUCUGUGUGUCUUCCCGCAGGUGAGACGCAGCCUGUGCCGGAGCGGUACAAUCCCCACCCAUUAUUGACUUCCACCAUGCAGGAUGUCGCAGAGGAAUACAAGCGCACGAAGGUGAAUCAGCGUCUUGAGUGGAUUCUCUCUCAGGGGUGUGUCAGCCUGGAGCUCACGCAAAAGGACACUUCCACGAAUGCGAUGGUUGCAGCGACAUACGAGCUCUCGCUAUUUUCCGCGUCGCUUGUAUUAUACGUUCGUGACAUCUCGGCGGAGCGCGGCUCCCCUGCCCUCCUGACGACUGUAGCAGAACGCAUGGGAGUAAAACCGCAUGUGCUGCAGCAGCGUGUAUCGCACCUUUUUCCAUCGCUUCUUGUUUCUACCGACGGGAGCAGGAGUUUGUCCUUGCAGACAAAUUACGUGUCGACGUCAAACUUUACCUUUGAUGUGGCAGAAGAAAGUGAGGGGCAGCCCGCAGGUCUAUCGCAGGAUCAAGUAAACAUAUUGCGUUCAAUGAUGACAGCGAUGCUAAAGGCGCGGGGCGCAUGCGGGGUGAACGAUAUCUUCAACAGUAUGAAAAUGCUUGGUCAAUUCCCUGGAACACUUGAUGACAUGAAGAAACUCCUGCGUAUGUUUGUGACGCAGGGACAAUUGAAGCUUAAUGAGGCUGAACUUUUCACAUUACCGACUAGCUGA
Molecule: messenger RNA, 2346 nt
Organism: Trypanosoma rangeli
Lineage: Eukaryota; Euglenozoa; Kinetoplastea; Trypanosomatida; Trypanosomatidae
Product: anaphase-promoting complex subunit 2
Exons: 1
Coding region: 1-2346 (781 amino acids)
Biological process (GO): ubiquitin-dependent protein catabolic process
Cellular component (GO): anaphase-promoting complex
Molecular function (GO): ubiquitin protein ligase binding
Source: RefSeq, a predicted model, not a curated record